AUGAUGCUUAGCUUUGGUAUUUGGAAUAUUAGGGGUGUUAAUUUGGCCCCUAAGCAAAAAGAAAUAAAAAAUUUGAUAAAGGAGAAUAAUUUGAGUCUUCUAGCUGUUCUUGAAUCCCAAGUUUGUGCUAGUAAACUCGAUGAGAAGUGUGAUAAGAUUUUUGGGUCUUGGAAGUGGGUUGCUAAUAAUAGAAAUAAGGGAAAUACUACACGUAUUAUUGUUGGAUGGAAUUCUAAUUGGUUUGAUGUUAACUUGAUUGAUCUUAAUGAUCAAGUUAUACAUUGUAAAAUUAGUUUCCCUUCUAAUAAUAAGUAUGUUUUUUGUUCCUUUGUUUAUGCUGCUAAUAAUUAUAUUGAUAGAAGAGUUUUAUGGUCUUCGCUCAAGCAUUUCAAAGAUUUUGUUUGUGAUGAUCCUUGGAUUAUAGGAGGGGAUUUCAAUGUCAUGCUUAAUCUCAAUGAAAGCACUGUCGGUUCUUUUAGGUUUUCUAGAGGCAUGGAGGAUUUUCAUGAUUGCAUUAAUUGUCUUGAAAUUCAAGACAUUAAUUGUAAUGGGCUGAAUUAUACUUGGAAUCAAAAGCCUCGUGGAAAAAAUGGCAUUUUAAAGAAGCUGGAUAGGGUCAUGGGUAAUUGUAGACUUUUUGAUGAUUUCCCUUCUCUUUAUGAUUCUUUUCUUCCUUAUGGCAUUUCUGAUCAUAGCCCUUUGGUUAUUAAAAUUCCCUUGAAGAUGAAGUUCAAAGUUUUACCUUUCAAGUUUUCUAAUGUUCUUACUAGCUGUCCGGAAUUAAAGGUUUUGGUUGAAUCCCACUGGAAUGCUGAAAUAAAAGGGAUUAAAAUGUUUCAAUUGGUCCAAAAACUCAAAAUUCUUAAAAAGCCUAUCCGAAAGCUGUUAAGAAUUCAGGGUCAUUUGUCUGAAAAGGUUGAUCACUGUCGUAAAGAACUUGAAGCUGUUCAAGCUGAUCUUGAUAAAGAACCGUUCAAUUCUGAGCUUAGGGAUUUGGAGGCUAUUUUUCUUGUUGAGUUUAAUAAAGCCUAUGCUGAAGAGGAAAGUUUUUUAAAACAGAAAGCGAAAGUGGGAUGGCUAAAGGAAGGAGAUAGUAAUUCUAAAUAUUUCCAUAAAGUGGUCAAAGGCAAAAUAAUCAGAAACAAUAUCAAAGCUGUUAUGAAUGAUGAAGGGAAUUGGAUUGAAGGUGAAGAUGUGCCCAAAGUUUUUAUUGAGUAUUUUUCUAAAUUUUUGGGGGCUGCGAUUCCUUGUGCUGAGAUCAAUAAUCCUCAUUCUUUGUUUUCUAAAAAGCUUGAUCUUGUGCAAGCUGUUGAAAUGGUUAAGGUGGUUACUGAUGAGGAAAUUAAGAAUGCGCUUUUCGAUAUUGAUGAUGAUAAGGCUCCUGGGCCUGAUGGUUUUUCUGCAAAAUUUUUCAAGUCUAUGUGGAUUGUUGUUGGAAAUGAUUUUUGCCAAGCUGUCAAAGAAUUUUUCUGCAACGGUCAGUUACUCAAAGAAGUUAAUGCCACUGUUAUUGCUUUAAUUCCUAAGAUUGAUACUCCUGGGAAGGUGAGUGAUUAUAGGCCGAUUUCUUGUUGUUCUGUUAUUUAUAAAUGCAUCAGUAAGAUUAUUGUUGGAAGAAUUAGGAAUCAUUUGUGUUCUAUUGUUUCUGACAAUCAAUCCGCUUUUAUUCCUGGUCGUUCAAUUGUUGAUAAUAUUUUGUUAUCGCAAGAGUUAGUCAAGGGGUACCAUCGUGACAGAGGGUUUUCUCGAUGUGAUAUGAAGGUGGACAUUCAAAAGGCUUAUGAUACGGUUAACUGGUCCUUUCUUCAAGACAUUCUUUUUUUCUUUGGAUUUCAUCCUGUUAUGAUCAAGUGGAUAAUGAGCUGUGUUAGUACUCCCUCUUACAUGUUAAGUAUUAAUGGUACUUUUCAUGGUUUUUUUGAGGGUAAGAGGGGUCUUAGACAGGGCUGUCCCCUCUCUCCCUAUUUGUUUACUCUUGUCAUGGAAAUAUUUAAUUUGAUAAUUCAAAGAAGAAUUCGCAAUGAAAAGAUGUUCAAAUAUCAUUGGAGUUGUAAAAAGCAAAAAAUCACUCACCUUUGUUUUGCGGAUGACCUGAUGAUUUUCUGUCAUGGAAAUAAAGCUUCGGCUAGGGUGGUUAAAGAAGCACUUGACGAAUUUGCAGGGGUGGCAGGGCUUUUACCGAAUCUUGCUAAAAGUCACAUUUUUUUCGGAAAUGUUAAGGAUAAUAUAAAGAAUAAGAUUCUUCGAACUCUUUCUUUUGUGGAAGGAAAGCUGCCAAUGAGAUAUUUGGGAUUACCUUUGAUCUCCACAAGGCUCUUUAUUAAAUAUUGCAAAAGACUUGUUGAUAAAGUUAGGAAAAGAAUUGGAGAUUGGAAAAAUAAGUUCCUUUCUUAUGCUGGUAGAUUGCAGCUUAUCUCUUCAAUUCUCUUUUCUCUUCCUGUGUACUGGGCCUCUAGUAUGCUUAUUCCUAUUAGUACAAUCAAGGAAAUUGAAAAGAUGAUGAAGAAUUUUUUAUGGAACCAUGAUGAAACAAAAAAAGGAAGAGCUAAAGUGGCAUGGUCGUCAAUUUGCAAACCUGUGAAUAAGGGAGGAUUGGGUCUUAGAAGUCUUCGUGUUUGGAAUAAGGCUAUCUUAUCUAAACGGAUUUGGUUAAUUAUCUCUGAGGCUGAUUCUAUUUGGGUAAAAUGGACCAAAAUUAAUCUUUUAAAAGGGAGAAGUUUUUGGGAUAUAGAGAAAAAGAAUGGGCUUAGUUGGAGUUGGCGGAAUCUCAUUAAGCUAAAAGAUGUGGUUCGUGUUCAUUUCUGUAAUAAAAUUGGUGAUGGAGCUAGAACUUUUAUGUGGUUUGAUGAUUGGCAUCCGCUGGGACCGUUCUCUUAUGUUCUCUCUCCUAGAGAAAUUUCGCAAGCUGGAUUCAAUAUUUCUAAUAAGGUCAAAGAUGUUAUGGUUGAUGAUUCUUGGUUUUGGCCAGGUGAAUGGUGUGAUCUAAUUCCUCAGCUUAGGAAUUUCAAUCUUCCUGUUCUUGAUUCUCUUAUUUCUGAUAAAGUUAUGUGGAGGAAUAAAUCUGGGAAAAUGUUUGAGUUUAGCAUUAAAAAAGCAUGUGAAGAUCUUGCUGAUUUUGGUCUGGAUGUAUCGUGGGUCCAUUUGGUUUGGUUCAAGCAUAGAAUUCCAAGACACAGUUUUAUAUUGUGGCUUGCUAUUCAGGAGAGACUCAUGACACAGGAUAGAAUGAGAUUUUGGGAUAAGAAUAAAAAUCUUAAUUGUGUUUUAUGUAAUGAUCAGUCUGAUUCGCACUCUCAUCUGUUUUUUGAAUGUCCCUUCUCUACAUUUGUCUGGAAAGCUGUAAUUGAUAGAGUGGAGAUUAAAAUUAAAUCCCAUAGCUGGAUGGAAUUGAUUGAAGAACUUCAGGGGCUGCUUAAGGGUAAAAGUAUUCAAGUGUUCAUUGUGAAAAUUGCUUUUGCUGCUUCUGUUUAUUAUGUUUGGAAAGAAAGAAACAUUAGGCUUUUUAGGAAAGGAAAGAAUGAGGGGAUGAAAGUUGUUUUGAAUAUUUUUGAAGAUAUCCGCCUCAAGCUUAUUGGUCUCAAAAGUGAAUUUUUGGGGUUUGAUAAUGAAGUUAAAAGGAAGUGGGGUGUUCCUAUGGGAAAGGAGAAUCAUGAUUUUUUGAUGAUUAAAGGAUUUGACGGUUAUGGGUUUAGCAAUUUUCCUUUAAAAAUUGCUUUGCUUGUCGGUUUGAUCCCGAUUUUCUGGAGGAAUUUUCCUCUAGAAGUGGUUUUUCUCAUGCAAAUGGGUUUUAUCCCCAUUAUUGGUUGUUUUCCUCCUUGGCAACUUGGAGUCUCCACCUCGGUGGUUGCCACUGCUAGUUUGAUUAGCAAGUGGUGGGAUAAUUACCCAUCAAUACCAGGGAUUGGGUACCUUUUCCUUAAACUGUACCACAUUCAGGUUGGUUGUUUCCUUUGUUUACAUAAAAACAACCACUUUUUAUUGUAUUGGAAUGCUUGUAUGGUUAUUGCUAUCCGGUUUAUCCCGGAUUUCAUUGGUAGUUUUACCUUUGAAGUGGUUCUUUUCUUGAUACAAAUGGGUUUGAUUCCCAUUAUUGGUUGUUUUCCUCCUUGGCAACUUGGAGUCUCCACUUCGGUGGGUGCCACUGCUAGUUCGAUUAGCAAGUGGUGGGAUAAUCACCCGGUAAUACCACGGAUUGGGUACGUUUUCCUUAAACUGUACCACAAACAGGUUGGUUGUUUCCUUUGUCUUCAUAAAAACAACCACUUUUGGAUCCUUAGGGAUUCUUAUCUUGGUAUUUGCUUUCUGGUUUAUCCCAGAAUUCAUUGGAAUUUUUCCUUUGAAGUGGUCAAUUUUUUAAAGCAAAUGGGUUUGAUCCCCGUUAGUUGGAAUCUUCUUCCUAGGCAACUAGGAAUCUCCACUUUAGUGGGUGCCACUGCUAGUUCGAUUAGCAAGUGGUGGGAUUUUUACCCGUUAAUACACUGGAUUGGGUACGUUAACCUUAGACUGUACCACAUUUGGGUUGGUUGUUUCCCUUGUUUUCAUAAAAACAACCACUUUUGGAUCGUUUUUUCAUCUUGGUUUUACCAAGUUUUUAAUGCAAACCGGUCUAUCCCGGUUAUCAUUGGUAAUUUUACCUUUGAUGUGGAUUUUGAAGGUUCAAUUCUUAAUUAUUUAGGAAUUAACCUUCAAGGGUAUUUUUGGAAUAUUCCCAUUAAAAAAGGAAUUGACGGAUUUUUCAUCAUUGGAGUGAUUCUUAAGAAGAGUGUUAGCGGAUUGGAAUUUUAUGACAUUGAAGAUUGUGGUUUUUUCGGUUCUAUGAGCUCUUUUUUUGUUAGAAGAUGGUUUACUCAUCAAGGGCAAUUUUGGAAUUUUUGGUUUAUUCCUUUGGAAGAAUUUUUGAAGAUUAAUUGGAAUUGUGUGUGCAAGAAAGAAUUUGGAGAAAAGUUGAAGAUUCUUUGGAAAUGGUGGAAUUUGAUUGGUCAUCCCGGUUUUAGCAACAUACUUUCAUGGAAUUUGAAGAUUUUUGCUUUAGCUAAUGAGAAUAUCGGAAAAUUUUUGGAAGAUUUAAUUGACAAUUUUAGGAAUUGUUUCAAGAAUUUUGUGAAGGAUAUUGGGCUUAUUUUUUGGAGCAUAUGGGUUUUUCAAGUAAAGAUUGGAAAGAAGUUCAACAAUUGGUUUUUGGAGAUGGAUGGAAAGUAUUGCAUGAAGAGUAAAGUUCAAAGUUCAAAGUUGAUUGCUAUUCUUGGAUUUAUUCCGGUUUGGAGAAGUUUGAAAUUUUAUGAUGGUUUGAUUGAUUUGGUCAAUGAUUCUCUUGAUUUGGAAGUUCCUUGGAUGUUUUGUAAGAUUGAUAUUAUCCAAACCUUGGAUUAUUUGUUUGAGUAUGAGGCCAAUUUUUGGGAUUUGGUUUGGUGGAGGUUUAAUGGUUACUUGAAGAUUGAAGAUUUUGAAGAUUUCACUAGAUGGAAGAUUUUUGAUAUGGAGCUAAUUGUUUAUUUCUUUGGAAGCUAUGUUUGGUUUCAUAUUUUGCUUUGGAGUUGGACAUGGAAGUGGAUUGGUUGGUUUUUGUUAGAUAGGUCUUUUUGUCCUUUUAAAAAUUAUUGUUUAGAUUAG
Messenger RNA from Lactuca sativa (garden lettuce), 5610 nucleotides. NCBI's taxonomy places the organism in Eukaryota, Viridiplantae, Streptophyta, Magnoliopsida, Asterales, Asteraceae. The record is from RefSeq and is a predicted model, not a curated record.